CUCUCUCCGUGCGGGUCAGUAAAAUGGCUGUAUCUAACGAAGCCUCGUGUUGGUUGGGUUCGAUCCCUGCCUCUGCCCGGGCUCAGUAACUCCCACAACAAUCUCUGUCGCUUCUCCGCGCGUUGUAUGGAGCCUACAUCAUCUGUGUAAGCCGUUUGCGGAACCGGAGGCGGCAGCCGGAUUCGGUCCGGUCCGAGAGAUGGGAAUGAACCGACUCAAGGAUAAAUGGUUGUGAAGAAUUAUCGGAGCUUUUGAUUGUGACUGACUCGCCGAGAGAGGGAGAGAGGUGGGGGGGUUUAUCAUGGCCGCUCAGGUCGCUAGCGCCGCCACUCUCAACACUAGCCCGCCUUCCGAGCUCAAAAAAGCGGAUCGCGAGUCCAAGGAGGACUCGGCACCGGGCGAGAAGCAGUCGGAGAAAAAGCAGCCCGGGUUGGACGGCGGCUCGCCGGCUCGCGCGGAGCUGCAGGACGGGAGCGACGGUGGAAAUGCAGCGGGAGGAGGGGAGCCUGAAAUGAAGAACGGGAAUGGGAACCCGCCCAGGGCUAACAAUAAUAACCAGAAUGACUCUAUCGGACCUGAGGGAAACAACCACCCGGGCAUGGCCCAUCACCACGGCCCCGCUUUUCCUCCUCCUUCGUACGGAUACAGCCAGCACUACGCUCGGGCCCCUUUUCAUCAACAUGGCGGACAACAAAGCCCUGGCAUGGCAGCUGCUGCGGGUCCGGUCGCUCAGUCGAGCAAUAUCAUGGACCCGUACCAACCCAACUCCCACGAACACGGCUUCUCCAACCACCAGUUUAACAACUACAACCCAUUCCCUCACAGGACUCCGUAUCCGGGCCAAGCGUACGGCAUGAACUCCCCUCGCAGCUCGCAGGCGCCGACAGCUGCGGGGCCGCCAGCUAAGCAGCAGCAGCAGCAGCAGCCAGCAGCGGGCGGACCCGCGACUAUGGCCGGCUCCUACGGCAACCAGAGAUAUAACAUCGGAACCCCUCAGCCUACAUCCACGCCGACUCUUAACAAGCUGCUCACUUCCCCGAGCGCCACACGGGGCUAUUCCAACUACCCUUCGAGUGACUACAGUAGCCAAGAAGGAGCUAGCAAGGGACCAGCAGACAUGGGUGCUAGCGGCCAGUAUGGAGGGAACAAUCCGGCUUGGCAACAAAGGAGCCAUCACCCGUCGCCAAUGAGUCCGGGAAGUGCCGGCCAACCCCUAGCUAGAACCCAGCCGUCUGGUCCGAUGGAUACAAUGGGGAAAAUGAGAGGACAGCCCUAUGGUUCGGGUAGUCCAUACAGUCAACAGUCGCAGCAAGGGCCGCCCACGGGUCCUCAGCAGGGUUCGGGUUACCCUGGUCAGGGGUAUGGCCCGCCGACUCCCCAGCGAUACCCAAUGCAAGGACGUACACCCGGCAGCAUGGGCGGCAUGCCUUAUGGCCCACAGAUGGGAUCUUAUGGACAGCAGGGACCAGGUGGAUACAGCUCUCAGGGCCAGGGACCCUAUUACGGUCAGCCGGGCCAGGGCCCCCAUCCAGGUCAACAGCAACCUUAUUCGCAGCCUCCACAAGGGCAAACAGGAGGCCAAACACCGUAUCCCGGGCAACCACAUCCCACACCGACAUCUGCUCCUCAUGGUCAAAGCGGACCCCCUUAUCAGCAAACACACAUGCCCCCACAGUCACAAGGGUCACUGCCAGGAUCAUCCCAAGGACCCCCUCAGUCUCAGCCACCGUACUCCCAAUCUUCUGCCCAGCAGUCUGGCCAGCCUCCCUAUGGCCAAUCGCAGGGUCCACCUAGUCAGGCCUCACAGCAGCCCAGUUCUCAGGCUCCUCCAGGAUCCCAGGGCCAGUCGAGCUACCCAGGUUCCACACAGGGACCUCAGCAACCUCCGUCGCAGCAACAACAGACUCAGUCUCAGCCUCCUCAGCACUCGCAGGGGCAGCCUGCUGGGUACCCACCGAACCCCCAGCAACAGCAAGCACAACAGACACCUUAUCAGCGGUUUCCUCCUUCACAACAGCAGGAGGUGUCGCAGGACUCUUUCCAGUCCAACGCUGCAUCAUCCACUCAGCCUAAAAGUGGCCCAGAAGACAGCCAAGGCCGCCCCUCCAGCCUUCCGGUCAGACAUACUUAUGACUUGUCAGGGUCUAUUGAUGACCUACCUACUGGUACAGAGGGAGCUCUGAGUCCUGGUGUUAGCACGUCAGGGGUGUCAAGCAGCCAAGGGGAACAGAGUAACCCAGCCCAGUCGCCCUUCUCCCCUCAUACGUCCCCACACCUGCCAGGCAUCAGAGGGCCCUCACCUUCACCUGCUGGCUCACCGGCCAGCACGCCUCGAGCAGGACCCUUGUCGCCUGCAAACAUGCCUGGAACCCAGAUGCCUCCCCGGCCCUCGAGUGUACAGUCGGAUGGGAGCCUACAUCCAUCAAUGAAUCAGUCUCCAAUGGCCCAGGAGAGAGGAUUUAUGCAGAGGAACCCUCAGAUGGCUCCAUAUGGCUCCCCACAGUCAGCCUCUGCACUGUCUCCCCGUCAGCCAUCAGGGGGUCAAAUGCUUUCUGGGAUGGGCCCAUAUCAGCAGAACAACUCUAUGGGAGGCUACGGACAACCAGGAGGGCAGUAUGGUCCUCAAGGUUAUCCUCCUCGGCCGCCUGGAUAUGGAAAUAUGCCCAAUGCAAACUAUCCUGGUCCAAACAUGGGUCCUAUGAGUCAGGGUGGUGGGCAGCAAUAUGCCGGUAUGCCUCCUGGACGAAUGCCUCCUAAUCAAAUGGGGCCGCGUCCAUAUGGCCCGAAUAUGAAUCCCAACAUGGGACCCAAUAUGAAUCCCAACAUGCCCCCUAACAUGGGCAACAUGCCGCCCCAGGUGGGCUCAGGAAUGUGCCCUCCUCCGGGCAUGAACAGGAAGCCCCAGGACCCUUCAGCCAUGCAGCACCAUGCCUCCAAUUCGAUGCACAACAGGAUGCCAGGCUAUCCCAACAUGUCUCCUGGUAUGAUGGGCUCUGGUCCCCCCUACGGUCCUCCCAUGAACAACAUGCCUGGGAUGAUGAACACCCAAGGUGGCUCUCCAUAUCCCAUGGGGCCAAACAUGGCUAAUAACUCAAGUGGUAUGGCCCCCAGCCCUGAGAUGAACAACAAGAUGAAUAACAAAGUUGAUGGGGGCGCAACGCCGAAACCAGAACCUAAAUCUAAGAAGUCUAAUUCUUCCACCACCACGAGUGAAAAGAUAAUGCGCCUGUAUGAGUUAGGACCAGAGCCAGACAGGAAGAUCUGGGUGGAUCGUUACUUGGCCUUCAUUGAAGAGAAGGCCAUGGGCAUGACCAACCUCCCGGCUGUUGGGCGCAAACCUCUCGACCUCUUUCGCCUCUAUAUGUCUGUGAAAGAAAUCGGAGGCAUGACACAGGUGAACAAGAACAAAAAAUGGCGAGAUCUGGCCACUUCCCUGAAUGUGGGUACAUCCAGCAGUGCUGCCAGUUCUUUGAAGAAACAGUACAUCCAGUGUUUAUAUGCCUUUGAGUGCAAAAUUGAGCGUGGCGAGGACCCUCCUCCGGAGAUUUUUACAGACAAUAAAAAGAACCAAGCUGCUAAGGUUCAGCCUCCCUCUCCAGCGUCACUCUGCUCCACAGCUGGGUCAGGGUCCUUACAGGGCCCGCAGACACCCCAGUCGACCAGCAGCUCUAUGGCUGAGGGCGGAGAUUUAAAACCUCCGACUCCAGCUUCCACACCUCAUUCCCAGAUGCCGUCCAUGCCACCAGGGUCCAGGAACAGUGUUAACCUCCAAGACCCCUUCUCUGACGGAAGUGAUCCAGCUUUCCCUCGGAAGAACAUGACACCAAAUUCUGCCUAUCAAUCAGGAAUGACCCCUGAAAUGCGCAUGGGUGUCUACGAACCAAACAAGGAUCCUUUUAGCAACAUGAGGAAAGUCGGGGAGCAGUUUCUACCUGCGAACCAGGGCCCUAACAGCGGUGUGGGUGACCACCAACAACAACAACAACAGCAGCAGCAGCAACAACAACAGCAGCAGCAGCAGCCUCCUUUUAACCGAGGGCCUCCUGGGGCCAUGGGCUCAAUGCCAAUGGGACCCAGGCACCAGUAUCCAUAUGGACCAGGCUAUGACCGGAGACCAGAGCAAGCUCUGGGCCCAGAAGGCAACAUGGGAUCAAGUGGUUCUCAGCCAAACCCUAUGAUGCCUGCUAAUGCCGAAACCGGGAUGUAUUCACCAAACCGCUUCCCGCCACAACAGCCACGGCAUGAUUCCUAUGGUAAUCAGUAUCCUGGGCAGGGAACGCCCCCUACUGGCGCCUACCCAAAUCAACAGCCUGGAAUGUAUCCGCAGCCUCAACAGGCGUACAAGCGUCCUAUGGAAGGAGGCUAUCCUCCUUCGAAGCGACAUGAAGCCGAGUACAGCGGCCCUUACCCUGGUGGGCAGCCUCCACCUCAGCAGCAGCCAGGAGGUGCGUCUGCACCCUCCUCAGGACAGCAAGAGUCCUACAAUCAAUAUAGUGCCACUGGACCCUACCCUGGCUCGGACCGCAGACCCCCAGGUCCAGGCAAUCAGUUCCCUUUCCCAUUUGGUCGUGAUCGGAUGCAAGGAGGGUCGGGACCCAAUUCUCAGCCUUCCAUGCCUCCUCAGAUGAUGCCUUCUGGGCCAGAUGGUCCUCAAGGAGCCAUGUGGCAGGGACCACGAGAUAUGAACUACCAGAACUACCACAACCGGCAAAGCGGUCCUGGAGGUCCACCUCAAGGACCCGGGUACCCUGGUAUGAACCGUUCUGAAGAAAUGAUGUCGGCAGAUCAGCGGAAUCACGACGGGCAGUGGGGGGGACAGAUGGGUCCGCGGCAGCCUCCAUAUGGCCCUGGGCCUGGUCAACCCAUGCCUAGAUCAGUGCAGUCCAACUACCAGCCACCUCAGGGUGUACAGAACCACAUUCCACAGGUGUCCAGCCCAGCAUCCAUGCCCCGCCCUAUGGAAAGCCGGACAUCUCCCAGUAAAUCUCCCUACAUGCAUGGGGUCAUGAAAAUGCAGAAGGCUGGCCCACCAGUGCCUGCCUCACACAUAGUGCCCCCUCCUGGACAGUCGCCUCUAAUAAGACGGGAUAUGCCUUUCCCUAUGGGCUCCGUAGAAGCAACCCAUCCCAUCCUGAAACCACGGCGGAGACUCACCAUGAAAGAGAUUGGUACCCCUGAAGCGUGGAGAGUCAUGAUGUCACUAAAAUCUGGUCUACUGGCUGAAAGCACCUGGGCCUUGGAUACUAUCAACAUUCUCCUCUAUGACGACAACAGUAUUUCCACUUUCGAUCUCAACACGUUGCCUGGUCUUCUGGAGCUAGUGGUGGAGUAUUUCAGACGAUGUCUCAUAGAAAUCUUUGGUAUCCUUCGGGAGUACGAAGUGGGGGACCCCGGCCAGAAGACACUUCUUGAUCCUGAUGCCUUGAAGCAAGACUUGCAAAGCACUGAAGACGAAAUUCAAACUGAAUAUUUGGAUCAUGGUGAAGAAGAAGAUGAAGACGAGGAGGACGAGGAAGACUUGGAAAGCCCUGAUGUGCAGAGAGCAGCGGUCAAACAGGAGAAACUGCAGGAGUGCUCAGACUCACAGAGGAAGGAUGAGAAGCCUGAGGAUGAAGAUGCGAAGGCCAAAAUACCGUCAUCAGAACCGACAGAAUCAUCACAGUCGUUGAAUAACAACGUUGACAGACCCCGACAAGCCAGCAAGUUUGAUAAGUUUCCUCUCAAGGUGGUACGAAAAAGAGACCCAUUUGCUGCUUGCCAGGCCAGAAAUCACGGCAAAGCGCAAGGCUUUGACAGCGGGCUGCUUCAUUGGAGUGCAGGAGGAGGCGAUUCCACCGAGCACAUUCAGACACACUUUGAACCCUGCAAGGAUUUCAUGGAGCCUAGAGAACGAUUUCCUGUUCCCCAGAAGUUGCUGAAAAGGCAACUGCGAGAAGAUCUGCAGGAGCUAUGUUUGCCACCGGAGCCCGAGCGGGACCAUGAUAAAGAGCUCACAGAGAAUUCCCCGUCUGAUAAAUCGCUUCCAGAGAAGGAGUCGCCCUCACUCAACGAAGAGGAGAAGAAAAUGGAUGACAAGGCGGUGGAGAAAAGUCUGGAGGAGAACGAUCGGCCCAUGGCGUCUAUCGGCGCCGUUUUAAGCCAGCAAGCUCCGCAGACCGGUCCCAUCUUGGAGGACGAGCCUCACAGUAAAGACGAAGGUCCGUUAAUUGCGCUGGCUCACUGGCAGGAUUCAUUAGCCAAGAGGUGCAUCUGUAUCUCCAACAUCGUGCGCAGUCUUUCCUUCGUUCCAGGGAAUGACCACGAGAUGUCCAAACACCCUGGCCUCUUGCUUUUACUGGGCCGUCUGAUACUGCUGCACCAUCGGCACCCCGAGCGCAAGCAGGCCCCGCUCACGUACGAGAAGGAUGAAGAAACGGAAGAGGGCUCGGGCCAGAGGGACGAGUGGUGGUGGGACUGCCUGGAGCUACUCCGAGAAAACACACUGGUCACGUUGGCAAACAUCUCCGGCCAACUGGACCUCUCCAUCUACCCCGAGAGCAUCUGCUUGCCCCUAUUGGAUGGCCUCCUUCACUGGGCCGUGUGUCCGUCUGCGGAAGCUCAAGAUCCAUUCCCCAGCCUCGGCCCACACAGUGCGCUCUCACCUCAAAGACUGGUCCUGGAGACCCUGAGCAAGCUGAGCAUCCAAGACAACAACGUGGACCUCAUCUUGGCUACUCCUCCGUUUGGACGCUUGGAGAAGUUAUAUGGGAACCUGGUGCGGCUAAUCGGCGACAGGAAGGUGGCGGUCUGCAGGGAGAUGGCCGUGGUUCUGUUGGCCAACUUGGCCCAGGGUGACACGAUAGCUGCCCGAGCCAUCGCAGUUCAGAAGGGCAGUGUAGGAAACCUGCUGGGCUUUCUGGAGGACAGUCUUGCGGCCACUCAGCUGCAGCAGAGCCAGACCUCUCUGCUACACCUCCAGGGGAUGCAUUUUGAACCCACAAGUCCGGACAUGAUGCGACGAGCUGCCCGGGCUCUGCACGCCUUAGCCAAGGUGGAGGAGAACCACUCGGAGUUCACACUACAUGAGUCCAGACUCCUUGACCUUUCGGUGUCGCCCCUUAUGAACUCGCUGGUUUCUCAUGUUAUUUGUGAUGUACUUUUUUUGAUAGGCCAGUCAUGACAGCUGUAGGGAGCUGUGGCUCCACUGUAAGGGGGAGGGGCUUUAUCCUCAUCCCCUUUCCCUGGUAACCUGGCUUGUGUGUAAUGGGGCAAGGAAAUUUCAAGUGACUGUUUUAAUUUAUGAAAAUCCUUCAGAUUCCAUUCUGAGCCCUCAGUACUCUGUAAGGGUGGUCGGAGCCAUGGUGGAUUAUACACCAGGAAACCCACACAGUGACACUACUUGCAACACAUGCCAACUGGACGACGCGGAGCUGAGCACCACCAUUGGGAGACUGUUCUGCACUAGGGGAAAAGUACUUUUUGAUAAAGAUAAAUAAAUGAUUAAAUAAAUAGCUGAAAAACAAAAACUGUAACCAAAGUUGCUGUCUCGUUUACAGUGAGUUUGGGAGACGCAGUGUGCCCUAGCUUUCCCCUGGAGGGCACAAUGGGUCUGUAACUGGUUGAACACAUUCAGAGGUGAAGCAGACUGACAAGUGGCCUACUGGUUGUAGUCGCCGUAGUUGGAUGAUCUCCAGUCAGCCUGACCACAGGCGACCUGCUGUCAAUAGAAACCUUCACCGGGGAGGCCUGUGCAGUGUGCAGUAGAUUGUAGGACUUUUUCUGUACUGUACUGCUCUUGAGUGUAAGCAUUCUGUAACACACGUUUCACACAGAGGCUGGCGAUGCAGCUCUUCUAGAGUUUCGAGGUCAUUAUAGUUUGGUGUUAAACAGAAAAAUGGCUUUCUUCCCCAAAGUAUCGAGAACCUACAACACCCUUACCUCCUAUCCCUUGAUUGUAUCAAUACCCUUAUGAAAAGAAAUCACCUCUUAGGACUGGUUUUCAACUCAAAUACAGCUUUGCUGUGGUGUAUAUAUCCUGUUGUACAUUACACUUUCUGUGUCUGUCUCUGUCUCUGUGUCACUAUUCUCACUCUUGUUAUCGGUGAGUGAUGGAGGCUGACAUGAGAAUAGCCCACGACCUCCAGCUCUCGCCAGUUAGACCCACUCUUCUGGUCUUUCCACAGCUCUGUAGAAUAACAGACACAGCUCAAACAUGUUCUCUUCUGGUACAACAAAAAUAAAAUAGAUGAAGUACACACUUGACAUUUUUUUUCUCCAGUCAUGGAUUCUGCAUAUUUGUAUUUCAGACUAUGUAGCUAAGACAUGUAAAUUCCUCCCUUUCCCUUUUUUGGCUCAAUGAAUAUCAUUUAUUCAGUAUGAAAUCUUUAUACUAUAUGUUCCACGUGGUAAGAAUAAAUGUACAUGAAAUCUUCGUAAGCUGUUUCAUGGGUU
Synchiropus splendidus (mandarinfish) is the source of this 8430-nucleotide messenger RNA. RefSeq names its product AT rich interactive domain 1Aa (SWI-like) (gene arid1aa). Gene Ontology annotation, biological process: chromatin remodeling; positive regulation of DNA-templated transcription; regulation of transcription by RNA polymerase II. The record is from RefSeq and is a predicted model, not a curated record. Gene Ontology annotation, cellular component: nBAF complex; nucleoplasm; brahma complex. The coding region runs from base 302 to 7159 and encodes 2285 amino acids. Lineage: Eukaryota; Metazoa; Chordata; Actinopteri; Syngnathiformes; Callionymidae. The transcript has 20 exons. Gene Ontology annotation, molecular function: DNA binding; nucleosome binding.